Triticum aestivum (bread wheat) is the source of this 2804-nucleotide messenger RNA. Its product is annotated as anthocyanin regulatory R-S protein-like. Gene Ontology annotation, molecular function: protein dimerization activity. The coding region runs from base 1753 to 2625 and encodes 290 amino acids. The record is from RefSeq and is a predicted model, not a curated record. Lineage: Eukaryota; Viridiplantae; Streptophyta; Magnoliopsida; Poales; Poaceae. The transcript has 7 exons.
UCGUGCCCACCGACACGUUCCCCUCUCUCUCGCGCGACGCCGCCCACCACUCGCUCCCCUCCACUCGUCUCUCUCUCGCGCGCGACAUGCCCUCUCUCUCUCCCUCUCGCCGGCAUCUUGCUCCGCACCGCCGCCUAGCUCACCGCUCCCCACGCGCCGCCGCCUAGCUUACCGCUCCCCACGCGCCGCCCUCUCCUACUCCGGCAACGCGGUGCUGGGCGAGGAGUAGAUGCAGAAAGCUGCCAUUUUUAUGCGCCGGCAACACGCUGCUGGGCGAGGAGGACGUGCGCACUGGCGCUAGAUCUGAGUGCGCCGGCAGUCGAUCUGCUUUGAGGCUUGAAGGAGGCGCUGAACCGGCCCGGGCGUGAAGACGGCGGCGUGGGGAGCUGGAGCACGAGCGGGAGGAGCUGGAGCCGCAUCUGGAUGUCGCCGUGAUGAUGAGCCGCAUCUGGACGUCGUCGUAGAUGGCCAGGGCUUUAAUCUGGAGCUCAUUUAACUUGGCCAGGGCUUAAAUCUGGAGCUCCAUGGCGUUCCACAAGCGCGGCGGCCAGGCAAUACUCCACUUGUACUGCAUCAAGGAAUGAGUACUUCAAACGCUGGUAGCAUCAGCAGCACCAAAGGGUAGCUUCAGGUUCUCUCCUGGCCAUGGAGCCAUGGGCUGUGAAUAUUAAGCACGAAACAGGGGUCUCCUUUCCUCUUAAGCAGAGCAGCAGCUCCGGUUGAGGAGAUGAACCUGGGCCGCAGCCGAGCCCAGCAGCAGGUCGAGGAAGAGCCUCCACCUGGGCAUGCACGGGCCAGGAGGAGCUCCUGGACGUGGGAGAGGAGGAGCGCCUGGGCUGGAGGUGGAGGCGCCUGGACCUGGGCGCAGUCGCCGGAUGUGGGAGCGCCUGGACCUGAGCGCAGUCGCCGGAUGUGGGGGUCCCUGGACCUGGGCGCAGUCGCCGGAUGUGGGGGUCCCUGGACCUGGGCGCAGUCGCCGGAUGUGGGGGCGCCUGGACCUGGGCGCAGUCGCCGGAGGUGGGGGCGCCUGGGACCUGGGCACAGUCGCCGGAUGUGGGAGGAGGUGGCGAUGGAGGGCGGAGGUGGGGGUGGAGGGCGAGGGCGGAGGUGGGCGUGGAGCUGGAGGGCUGAAGGUAGAAGACGACGCAGGCUUCAAAUUCAAAUUGGGGGUAGUAUGGUCCUUUUGCACGAUUUCACCUGGUCGGAACAAGGUCGCCAGCGACCUACAUUUCGGAACGGAGGGAGUAGUUGUUAAUGGUGCGAGAUUGCUGUCUAGCUCUCUCUUCUUGCUCUGCAGUCUGCACUCUGCACGGAGCUCAAGAAAUAGCAAAGGUGGCUAGUGUGGUGAUCAAUGGCUGCUCCUUCCGGUCCCGGUCAGGAACCAUCGGCGGGGAAGCAGUUCAGCUACCAGCUCGCCGCUGCUGUGAGGAGCAUCAACUGGACGUAUGCCAUUUUCUGGUCCAUCUCCACGAGCCCAGCGGGAGUUCUGGCGUGGAAGGAAGGAUUCUACAAUGGCGAGAUAAAGACGAGAAAGAUCACCAGCUCAACCAGCAACCUCGUCCUGUAGAGGCAGAGAAGCCAGCAACUGAGGGAGCUCUACGAGUCGCUCUUGUCCGGCGGCAACUCCGACCGCCGGGCAAUGCGUCCGGUCGCCUCGCUCUCGCCGGAGGAUCUCGGUGACGCUGAGUGGUACUACACCAUAAGCAUGAGUUACACCUUCCGGCCUGGCCAAGGGUUUUGGAGGACUCGGACAUGGUGCAUCAGAUCGGCACAUCUUUCUGGGAGCUUCACUUACCGUCGUUCUCGGCAUGCCUGGAGUCAGAGGAGCCAAGCUCCAACCCAUCAUUAGCAAACGAAACCAGCGAGGCUGGCAUCAUGUUGAAAGAUCUCGAUCACAACGCCAUUGAGGGGAUGAUCUCUGAGCUAAGGGAGGUCGAGUGCCUCUCUGACGUCAACCUUGAGCGCGUCACAAAGGAUAUGGAUGAGUUCCACUUCCUCCUCGAGGAGCUGGACAGGUGUGCUCGCGAGGACAACUGGGUCAUGGACAUGUCCUUUGAGUUCAUUUCUUCCCCGCAAAUGGUGCCGUCUAUGGAGUCCCCAUGCACGGAAGAUGUGAUCGUCACUUUAAGUAGCUCCGUUCAAGGUACUCGACCAUCCUGUUUUAUAGCCUGGAGGAGGUCACCGGAGUUGAAAGAUAUGGUUGCGCGGGUCACCGACACCAAGGAGUCACAGAAGUUGCUAAAGAAAAUUGUGGCUGGCGGUGCAUGGACGAACAAUGGUGAUGGUGGCAGUAUUGCGAGAGCUCAGGAAAGUAACAUCAAGACCCAUGUCAUAUCAGAGAGAAGGCGUCGCGAGAGGCUCAACGAGAUGUUCAUGGUUCUCAAGUCACUGGUCCCAUCCAUUCACAAGGUGGACAAAGCAUCAAUCCUCCUAGAAACGAUAGCUUAUCUCAAGGAGCUGGAGCAAAGGGUAAAAGAGCUAGAAUCCAACAGGGCAACAAUAGAAUGGAGGCUCCAUGAUGUCGUAGGCGGGAAGAAGAAUGUCUCAGCUGGAUCCAAGAGGAAGGCAUUGGAGAGGGAGCAUAAUGAUGGCCAGAGCAACAUUGUCAAUGUGGCCGAGAUGUAGGGAUUAUCUGUGUCCUACAACUAUUUAAUCCCAUUUGGAAAUAGUUAUUCACCAUGUAUGGAAUUAUUGUUGAUGGAGCUAUAACUUGAGUAAUCUAUACAUACUCAUGGUGUACUUGAGUAAAUACUUAAUGAAGAUUAUUGGAAUACGGUAUCAAAGAAUAUACAGGAAAGAUCACC